Molecule: messenger RNA, 1458 nt
Organism: Drosophila novamexicana
Lineage: Eukaryota; Metazoa; Arthropoda; Insecta; Diptera; Drosophilidae
Exons: 3
Coding region: 90-1436 (448 amino acids)
Source: RefSeq, a predicted model, not a curated record
ACUCGAAGAAAUCGAAAGUGUUAUUCAUUUUUUACAUAUAUCAAUUUGGAAUCUUUAAACGUUGGAUAGUGCAAACAUUACAUGUCGUCAUGUCGCUGGCCGCAAAGAAAACAAUUGUGUGUCGUCAUGUCUUUGUGAUGUUUAUAUGCCUGGGCCUUUGCCCUCGGUUAUGCAAGGCGGAGAGUGAAACUAUGCAAAAAUACGCAAAUGAAUCGUUGACUGAGGCGCCGAAUUGGUCACAAUUUCUCGAAGAUUAUGUUUUGAGCCAGAGCAGCAGCAGCAGCAGCAGCAGCAGCAGCAGUAGCCAGCGCAUGUCCAAAGAUCUAGCCUAUAUGGGCGGGGAGAUGGGCGGACCCAUUAACUACCAUUCCUCGGCGUACAAACGGCCCGGCAACAACAUUUACAUUACGCGCCGCAUUGGCGAGGCAGUAGAGCUGGAGCCCCAUCUGCGUACGCCGGUUGAUAACCAAGGCCCGAUUGUUAAUCCUCAGUUCCGGCCCAUGACGAACCAAAUGCUGCACCAGCAGCAGCAGCAACAACAGCAGCAGCGCCAGCAGCCCGGUUUCUUGCAACAGCUUUUCGGUUUUGGCGGUUCUGGCGGCGGCGGCAGCGCAAGCAAUGGACCCACAGCUCCACCUCAGGUGCAUAUGCGGCCAGUGCCGCUGCAGCAGCCGCCGCCACACUCGCAACAGCAGCAGCAGCAUUUGGGGCCACAUGGCAGCCAGCCGAACACAUUUCGAGCCGUUUCCGAAAACGAUCUGUAUCUGCUGGGCGCCAUUGAGAAGCUCGUCUAUCGUGUUGAUUAUUUGGAAAGUCGCGUGCGACGUACGGAACAAUUAAUCUAUUAUCUAAUGGCCGGCAACAACCAGAAGGAAGUGCGUGAUCCCUGCCCUGCGAAUUUUACGCGCAUUAGUGACAAUUGCUACUAUAUAAAUAGCCAGCAGCAGGUGAACUGGAAGACGGCCAACACAGCCUGUAAGGGACUCUCUGCGCAUCUGGCCGAAUUCGAGAAGGUGUCCGAGAACGAGGAGAUUAUGGCCUAUUUACUCAAUCAGCCGGCGCAUAGGGGGCGCGAUUACUGGCUAGGUGGUCUCAAUCCGGGUCUUUUGUGGAUUUGGUCUAAUUCCGCGAAGCCCGUCAAUCCGAAUACGAACCUCACAUCAAUAGCCAUGUCGCAAAAGGCUGACAAUUCAACGGCCUCCAAUCUGGUGGACAGCAGCGAGGAAACAACGGACGACAACGAUGUUCUCAACAAUACAGUGCAAAUUGAGGGAAAGGGACGCUGCCUGCGUCUGAGCUACAAUGCGGGCAAGCACAGCUAUGUGUACUACGGUCAGGAUUGUACGUCCAGGCAUUAUUAUAUUUGUGAGUACGAGGACAAGACGCUGGACAAUAAGAUACAGAAGAUAGCGCGUGAUCUAAAGCUCUUUGAUUAAUAAACUAAUAUUUGCUAUGAAU